This is a messenger RNA of Calliphora vicina (urban bluebottle blowfly), 771 nucleotides long. It is a transcript of the gene Pfdn5, whose product is annotated as prefoldin 5. The coding region runs from base 142 to 627 and encodes 161 amino acids. Gene Ontology annotation, biological process: RNA polymerase II core complex assembly; RNA polymerase III assembly; RNA polymerase I assembly. The record is from RefSeq and is a predicted model, not a curated record. Lineage: Eukaryota; Metazoa; Arthropoda; Insecta; Diptera; Calliphoridae. Gene Ontology annotation, cellular component: prefoldin complex; cytoplasm. The transcript has 3 exons.
UUCCGGCAAUAAGUCAUCAUUAUUUCUUCUUUUAUGGUCACACACGAGAUCUCUAAUAUUUAAGUGAUUUUUUGGAAAAAAACAUUUGUUACAAUUUUCGCAAAUUUCAUUGAAAGUAGUGUAUUUAUUAACAAAUAAACAAUGUCAUCCGGUGAAGGAACCAAUAAACCAGAACAAAUCAAUUUAGCCAACUUAAGUUUGGAACAAUUGGUACAAAUUAAACAAGAAUUUGAGCAGGAAAUCAGUGGUAUUCAAGAGUCUUUACAAACCUUGUAUAAUUGUAAAGCUAAAUAUGCUAGUUCCAAGGAAGCUUUAGAAUCAUUUCAACCCGAUUGGGAUAAUCGUCAAAUUCUUGUACCCUUAACCAGCAGUAUGUAUGUGCCCGGUCGCAUUAAGGAUUUGGACAAUUUCGUAAUUGAUGUUGGUACUGGCUACUAUGUGGAGAAGAAUCUUGAAGCAUCGAAAGAUUAUUUCAAACGUCGUGUAGAAUACGUCCAAGAACAAAUUGAAAAAAUCGAAAAGAUUCAAAUUCAAAAGAGUCGUUUCUUGAAUGCUGUGAUAGGAGUUACUGAAAUGAAACAAAUGGCCGCCGUUAAACAAAUGCAACAGCAACAACAAACAGCUUAAAUGUAAUACACAAAUUAAAACAACAAAAACACUGGACUCUCUUUUUCAUUCACCUAACAAAACAACAUGUUCAAUAAAUCACUUUUAAAGAGUUUUUGUCGAAAAAUAUAAUACAAAAUAAAACACUUGAGAAAAAACCUAAAA